Messenger RNA from Rotaria sp. Silwood1, 743 nucleotides. The record is from the annotation of a GenBank genome assembly. NCBI's taxonomy places the organism in Eukaryota, Metazoa, Rotifera, Eurotatoria, Philodinida, Philodinidae.
AUGACAAUUGAUCCAAGUAAAAUUUCAGCUUCAACUACACCAUUUGCCCUCAUCGACGAACACAGUGCUAGUGAAAGCGAAAAAGAAAUUUUAUUUUCAAUGCACACUGUUUUUCGUGUCGAUGAUAUUAAACAGACAGUCAGCAGCAAUCGUCUAUGGGAAGUACAAUUAAGUCUCACAGGCGACAAUGAUCCACAACUGGCUACUCUUACUGAACGCAUAAAAGGGGAACUUUGUGGAUCCACAGGAUGGCAUCGAUUGGGUGACUUAAUGAUUGAAGUGGGUCAUUUCAAUCAAGCUGAAGAACUUUACAACGAAUUACUGAAGAACUCGUCCAGCGAUAGUGAUAGAGCACAUAUAUAUCAUCAGCUUGGACGACUGAAAGACGAUCAAGGACAAUAUAAAGAAGCAGUUUCAUUUUAUGAAAAAUCACUUGAAAUCUACCGAAAAACUCUUCCGGAAGAUCAUUCUUCAUUGGCUCCUACCUACACUAACAUCGGUGCAGCGUAUGACAACAUGGGUAACUACUCGAAAGCACUUGAAUUUUACGAAAAAGCACAUAAAAUCUACGAAAAAUCUCUGCCUCCGAAUCAUCCCGAUUUGGCUACUUCCUAUAACAACAUCGGUGGAGUGUAUGACAACAUGGGUAACUACUCGAAAGCACUUGAAUUUUACGACAAAUCACUUAAAAUCUGCGAAAAAUCUCUGCCUCCGAAUCAUCCCGAUUUGGCUACUUCCUACAA